AUGCAGCUGAUUCACUGCACCAUGGCUAGGCAACGCCCGGUGAAGCAAUCCCUGAGCGCCUGCAUGUGCCGAGAGUCCCACUGGAAAUGCCUCCUCCUCUCCAUCCUCAUGUACGGCUGCCUGGGUGCAGUGGCCUGGUGUCAGCUGGCCCGGGUCACCAAGCUCAGCUUUGAUAGCUCCUUCAAGGGCAAGUCCAUGAUCUACCAUGACAGCCCGUGUUCAGAUGGCUAUGUCUAUAUCCCGCUGGCCUUCCUCUCUAUGCUGUACGUGGUGUACCUGGUGGAGUGCUGGCACUGCCACGUCAAGAGAGAGCUACAGUACAAGGCAGAUGUGGACAGUGUCUAUGAAUGCAUCAACCGCAUGCAGCAAGCCACUCCAUGCAUCUGGUGGAAGGCCAUCAGCUACCACUUUGUGCGACGAACCCGGCAGGUGACCCGGUACCGCAAUGGCGACGCCUACACCACCACACAAGUCUACCACGAGAGGGUCAACACCCACGUGGCUGAAGCUGAGUUUGACUACUCUCACUGUGGAUACAAGGACAUCUCCAAGGAACUUCUGGGUCUGGAGAGCUACACAGCCACCAAGCUGAGGUUCACCAAGUGCUUCAGCUUUGCCAAUAUUGAGUCUGAGAACUCUUACCUGACUCAGAGGGCUCACUUCUUCACGGAGAUCGAGGGGCUGGAUGACUACAUGGAGGUGAGGGAAGGCAUGCAGCUCAAAAAUGUGGACUUUAAAGAGCUUAUGAUGGCCUACGGCGACCCGGAUCACCUCCCAUGGUAUGUGUCCCACUAUGCUUUCUGGGUGGCAGCUAUCCUGAUGAUCUCGUGGCCACUCAGGGUGCUCAUAGAGUAUCGGACUGCUUAUGUCCACUACCACGUGGAGAAGCUGCUGGGCCUGGAGUACACGGCGCCCAUGGCCACAGAGGAGCCCUUGUACCGGUACCGCAUGCCCCGAGACGCCACACAGGACAGCACCGAGCUGGAGUGGCACAUCUGCACCAACCGGCAGCUGAUCCCCAGCUACUCAGAGGCCAUGCUCAUGGACCUGGCCAACUCUCCGGCCUACAACAGCUACGCGGUGUGCCGGUACGGCGAAACGGCCCACGGCUGCGAGCGCUGCAACCGUGCCUCCAGCACCUCCUCCAUCUUCUCCCGCCACGCUUUCCACAGCUGCAGCGGCAACUCCCGCCUCUCCCUCAACACCAGCCGCUUCUCCCUCUGCCGUGUCCAUGGCUCCCACAGGACAGGCCUCUGGAGGAGCCGCAGCAGCAGCAUCGCGGAGCGGGGCUGCCAGGACGAGCAGUGCUGCUCCUACUCCAGCCAGCUGGCCGUCAAUGAAAACCCCCCCACCUACCACGACGCCCGCUUCUUCCCUGUCCUGAUUGUGCACAGGCCGGAGGGGCACGAGGGGCGGCAUUUCUACGUCAGGCGUUCCUCCUGCCUAGAAACCUCUCUGUGACAGGCCUCCAUGGCUUCUCUGCCCCGGGACAGGGCUUGCGGAGGUGCUGCCGGUGGGGAGCCUGCCAGCGUCCGUCCCCACACCAGGUCAGCAGGACCACCUUCAGUGAGGACACAGUCACUCCGACCACGGCCAACCCUCAUGGCCUGGAGCUUCUCCCCCUCCUUCGGCUGCUCUCCCUAGUCGUUUGUUCCCCUCUUCCUUUCGUCCUUUCGCUCUUCACCCUUUCCCUGCUCCUCUGUUUCCUGUCUCUCCUCCUAUCCCACCCUCAGUCUGGUGGGUUUUUUUUUACGUUUCAGUCACAGCGUUUGACUGCUGUUGCCACCGGAGGAUUUAUAAAGCCUGUGUUUUGCAGUGUGUUUGCCCUUUCGGAUGCCCUGCAAGAUAAGGAACUCAGAUAGAGCAAGGCGAAAGGCAGGCGGCCAGCCAGAGUCAAGUCAGAAGGAGAAUUCAGAUCUGCAGGCGCUGAGUCACCUCCUGCAAACCCGAAACAAGGUGCUUUUCUUAUUUAUUUUAUUUUCACCAGUCUUUUUUUCCUCUUCUCUGUCACUUAUUCUCUCCUUUCUUCAUGUUUCCUCCUCUUGCUUUACCUUCAUCUUCAUUUUUUUUUUUUUCAGUUUUCUUACUUCUGCUUUCCAAUUUUUUUCUGGGAUUUUGCAGGUGAGGAUGUCUUUCAGGGUGUAAUUGCCUUCCGCUGGGCAAAAAUAAGGUAUUCACGGCACAAAUGUCACUGACUGCUGACACAACCACAGGCUACGCCCCUGAGAAAUGCUGAGGACUUUUUUUCCAGACUAGUGUCACGCACCAAUAAAGCAAAAAGCCCUUUGCUCACCUUGUCCUGCCUGGUCUGCAGCACAGAUGCUGCUGCAUUUCCAGCUGUAGUUAACCUUGUCCAGCUCCACCCCUAUUAGCAAUCCUUGAGAGCUGUGAUGUAGAGCAGUGCCCUGUUAGUGCCACUAUUUUUAGGACUAUAGGUCUGGUUUGUGGUUGUUUCAUUCCUACCACUUGCUCAGAGCAGCACGGGAUGGACAAGGGGAGAGGGGCUGGAGAGGGAAAGGUAAAUAUGGUAUUAACCCUCCCACUGAUAGUCUGGAGCUGUUAGGAAGCUCUUCCACCCACAGUGUCUGUUGGAGCAGUUGCAGAUCUGCUCUCCAUUACCCUCAGCUUUCCAUGUGCCCUGGGGAGAGGUUUUGGCCCGUAGCCCACCACCACCUUCCCACCUUCCAGGCGGGAUGUGGUGCCACCCCAGACCCAGGCAGGGAGCACAGCUUGGAGCCAGCCCCACCAGCUGCUCCUGCCAGUGCUCCAGGCUCUUCCUACAAGGCUUCCCGUAGAGCAGGUGCAGCACCUUCCAGAAAAUAUCAGAUUAGUCCCAGUAAUGCCAAACUCAGAAGGUGUGUCGUCCUGGCAGAGCAGACUGCUGCACUCUGGGGAGUGGGCUGCCCUCCUGUCCCAACCAGGGACCCCCCUGAGAGCCAGAAGCUUAUGGCCACACUGAGGACCCACCAGGGACCUCAGACCUGCCAAACCUCCAUCCCAUGAGUGACGGUCAUAUGGUGAGCAAGCUGCAUACCCUUUUGUUGUAUGGAUGGCGGAGAUUGUUCUCCACCGUGACUCACAGGAGAAUGCAAUACAAUCGCAAUACAGCCACUUUCAAAAACAAAGUGUUGUCACUCCCUACAGCAAGUAGGUAAGAAACCAAGCCCCCAGAGGGGCUGGCAACAAAUGCUUCCUCCCAAGUCCGUUCUGUGUGUAUCUACAUGUAAUACGAGGUUUGUAAAGUCAUAUUAGUAUGUGUAGAUUAUAUAUAACUCUGCAUACUUAUAUGGUGAUUUCUUAUGGCAUUGACUGUUGCACCAUGUUAAAUACAUUUUGUUUUGGUUUGAUGA
Molecule: messenger RNA, 3350 nt
Organism: Calidris pugnax (ruff)
Lineage: Eukaryota; Metazoa; Chordata; Aves; Charadriiformes; Scolopacidae
Product: transmembrane protein 151B-like
Exons: 2
Coding region: 1-1461 (486 amino acids)
Source: RefSeq, a predicted model, not a curated record